UAAACCGGAAAGAACAAUAUGAUUACGAAACAACUGAGUAUAAAAUUGAGCAAAAUGAGAGGAAGAAAAACAAAAACAGAACUGAACAACAAUCACGUUGCAAACGGAGCAGUUAAAAAUGUUAAAAAAGAUAGAAAGAAAACAAACCAAAACAACCAACAGAUGUUAGUUAAUGUUUUAUUAGGAUUUCUAGGAGUUAUUUUUGCAUGUGGCGUGUUUCUAUUCAUAACAAGAGACUUAGUUCCCGAAUAUGAAAGGAAUCCUUUUGAAAGAACUAAAACAGAGGUUCCAGUUGAGAAUAAAAGAAAUGGUGACGCUUCAAGUAAAAUUAAUAAUCAUAAGAAUAGUGCUAAUAAUCAGAAAAAUUCAAUAAAGGAACAACAUAUUCAAGACGAUAUAUUCAAGCAAAACCCACAUGAGACACAAGACACAAUAGAAAAGCCAGAGGAAGUGUCUUCAACUGGUUGGAGAGAAGCUGACCAGCGUGUCAUAGCUAAAUAUGACUCGACAAUUUGUAAUAUAGAAAAACGGAAAAUAGAAGAGUUGUCAAGUGAAGAAUUUGAAAAAGUAUACAGAUAUAAAAAGCCGGUCAUUGUUACUUUUCCAAAUGGAGCAAAUGACUGGGCAGACGCAGAUAAAUGGACUGUGUCCAACCUGAAAAGGGAGUAUGGGGAUUUUAGAAUAUAUUCCGGCAAUGCGCGGGAGAUUGUGCGCAGAGGAGGAAAUGGAGAAGUAGGGUCCUCCUUCUCUGACUUUGUUGAUAAGUUAAUACAAGAAGAAGAUGAAACAGGGGAACCAUUGUAUGUGUUUGACAGAAAUUUCUACAAUUCAUCCACACUACCGAAAACCUUGAAGCCUCCAAAUAUUUUUAAAAUACAGAAUGGCGUUGAUGACAGCAUAUUCUUUUUGGGAGCUUCCAGAAGUGGAGUGUCAUUCCAUAAACAUGCAGAUUCUUGGAACGGUGUAUUGUAUGGCAGGAAAAGGUGGUUUCUAUAUCCUAUAGAUCAUACACCACCUGGAGGUGUAUUUACUGGAUAUACAAUGUUAGAAUGGUUUGAUAUGAUUUAUCCAAAGAUAAAAGCAGAAGUAGAUAAACCAAUAGAAUGCGUACAAAGGGCGGGAGAAAUACUUUAUCUUCCAGAGGGAUUUUACCAUGGAACAAUUAAUAUUGGAGAUACAGUUGCCAUUGGAAUACAAAAAAAGGAGAGCACUUUAGGAAUACAAAAACUAUUUUAUGAAGAUCGCUAUUUAGGUCAAAUGCUUGCAAACAGUAAAUCUUCGCAAGAGAGAACAGAAUGGUCAAGAAAAUUUAUAGAACUAUAUACAACAAUACUAGAGUUGUUACCGGAGAGUACAGAAGUUAUGCAAAAUAUUGCCGAAUUAUUAACGUAUGUAGACAGACAGAGAGCUAGUCUGGAUAUGGUAAACAAAGUACUAAAGAUAGAUCCUUAUUUUCUUAUGGCUAUUCUACAUAAAGCUGAAUUAAUGAUGGAUAUGAAUGAAGUAUACAAGGCAGAAGAACUGCUACAAGAAGCAUUACAAUUGAAUCCAGAGUUAUUUGAUACACGUGUCAAGUAUGGACGUUUACUUUACGAUACGGGAAGACCUGAAGAAGCUGUUUUUCAUUUCAGAAAGGCUACCGAACUUAGACCGAAUGACAUACAAUUUUGGAAUUAUUUAAAGAACGCACAGAUAGCCAGUGAAGAUGAUAGGGGAGCGGAAGAAUCAGACGAAAUCAUUUUAUAUUUGAAAAGCUUUGAAGACUAGAAUUAAUUUUAAUAAAUAAUUUUCACCAUUUUAGUAAUGUUUUACAUGAUGAUCAUGCAUAUGUUCUGCGUUUUCUUUACUUUUUGUUAGGUCUUGUAUUGGAAUUGAUUGUGGGGGAAAUGUGUAGGAUACUGAUACAAAAUCUAUUUUUUUCAGCAUGCAAGCAAAACUAAUUCAACAAUGUACACAUUUUCGUUUUUAAAACAUGCCACUGUACGUUUUAGCGACAAAAGGGGAGCGGUAUUUUUUUUUUUUUUUUUUUUUAUUUUAUAGUGUAUUUGGAAUAUUUGAAUGUAACUAAAGAAGUACUACCUUACAUCAAUGUUCAAUAUUUUGAAAAUAGUUUUGUUGUAUUAUCUGUUAUCAAGCAGGUAUUAUUCCAAGAAUUGAGAUAACAAAAUUCAAUAAUCUGCAAAUAAUAUAACUAAUCAAGAAUUUAAAAACAAACUGGCAACAUAUAUAUGCAGAUGGACCACAUCUAAAAUAAGAUUUUGAUUAAAAGUUUCCUUUUCUUUGUGGAUUUGUUCGAGCUUUCUGUGUAGUGUUUUGGUGACUGUUGCCCGUCUUUUUUUCUUUUUUCUAUGUCAUUCCUUUUUCAGUAAAUGAUUUUUAAUUCCCAAUUAUGCUCAUCUUUUUUCUACUGACGUAAACACAAUGUUCAUUCAGAAUAAUGAACUAUGGUACAUUAUUUACUAAAAAUGAUGUCAUGGUGCAACAUAAUCAUUUAACUCAAAACAAAUUGCCCUUGUUAUUCAUAACUGGGCUUUGGUUAGUCAUAUUUUAUAAUAAUAAGUGGUUUUAUUCAAAUUGUUUUAUACAAUAUUGCAAUUAUCAUAUAUUGAAUAUUUACAAUACCAUUUUGUUGUAAUGUACUACAAAAAAACACAGCUAGGUGUAACGCACCAUCAUUAUCUUAAGUUCAAUAUAGUUUAGUAUAGAAUAGAGAAUUGUCAUAGUUACAGAAUAAUUAAAAAACGAUCAUUUAAUUUAGUUAAUUUAAUAAGUUGCGUAUCAAUCACCGACUAUUAUAUUUCGGUCGAUGUUUAUAAGGCACCAGAAAUACAACCUGUUUUCGUUGUA
Molecule: messenger RNA, 2847 nt
Organism: Mytilus californianus (California mussel)
Lineage: Eukaryota; Metazoa; Mollusca; Bivalvia; Mytilida; Mytilidae
Exons: 9
Coding region: 19-1767 (582 amino acids)
Cellular component (GO): cytoplasm
Molecular function (GO): protein binding
Source: RefSeq, a predicted model, not a curated record